This is a messenger RNA of Cordyceps militaris CM01, 168 nucleotides long. RefSeq lists its product as uncharacterized. NCBI's taxonomy places the organism in Eukaryota, Fungi, Ascomycota, Sordariomycetes, Hypocreales, Cordycipitaceae. The transcript has a single exon. The record is from RefSeq and is a predicted model, not a curated record. Bases 1 to 168 code for a protein of 55 amino acids.
AUGUAUCAAUGUGAUGAGGUCAUGACUGUACUGAAACAGCUUAGCGGCCUGCCACACCGGCGGUUGGGCGUUGCGGAUCAGCGUCUCCGCUGCGAUGAGGCUCAGCCCCCAACGUGCGUUGUCUGCGGCGCUCUCGCCAGCGAACGCCGCACGGUAAUUACAGUGUAA